This is a messenger RNA of Aspergillus tubingensis, 7668 nucleotides long. Its product is annotated as polyketide synthase. Gene Ontology annotation, molecular function: fatty acid synthase activity; phosphopantetheine binding; 3-oxoacyl-[acyl-carrier-protein] synthase activity. Lineage: Eukaryota; Fungi; Ascomycota; Eurotiomycetes; Eurotiales; Aspergillaceae. Gene Ontology annotation, biological process: secondary metabolite biosynthetic process; fatty acid biosynthetic process. The record is from RefSeq and is a predicted model, not a curated record. The coding region runs from base 1 to 7668 and encodes 2555 amino acids. The transcript is spliced from 7 exons.
AUGGAUACCCAAGACCCCUUUCACAAGGUGAAUUGGAAGCCUGCCACGCUAUCUGAUGCACCCAUUUCGUUUCAGAAGAUCAUUCUUGUGCUUAACCCCAAUUCGAAGCAGGAAGACUUUCUUGUGUACAAAGGACAGCUGAUCGACGCGGGCUACACGGUACUUGUAGUCAAAGACGCUACCGAGAUACCAUUGCAUCUGAGUUCUGGGACUAUUAUUGUUCAUCUCCCUAAGCUGGGAAGGGAAAAGAACAGCGUCUAUGAGAUUGCUACAGAAUCCUGCAACAGUCUGAUAGCAGCAGCACGAAUCCUUUCUAAACAUGACGGCUAUAAGGUGUUUACCGUCGUUCCUACCGCGAGUGGUGUUGGCCAACUUGGUCAUGCUCCCCUGUUUGGCUUGGCGCGGGCUUUGAACAUGGAAAUGCCAAACACUUUCGGUGGACUGUUCGAAGCAGAACCGGAGUCAUUUCCACUCGAUGCAAUCAAGUAUGCGCAGGGUUUUGAUGUGGUUCGAAUCUGUCAUGGCGUUCCCCACAUAGCUUGCCUGCAGCCUUGCCCGAAGCAGCCAGAUGACGCUGUAAUGCGUCUUCGGCUAAGACCAGAGAGCACCUAUCUUAUCAGUGGCGGUACACGAGGCAUGGGACUAAAGAUUGCAGGCUGGAUGGGCAAGCGUGGCGCCGGGAACAUCAUUCUGGUGGCGCGCCAUGGACUGGAGAAAGGUGCAAGCGAUGAUAGUAACAACACGCUCACAUCCCACAUGAAGGACCUGCAGAGUCGAGGUGUCACGGUACACGUCUUGAGUAUUGACCUCGCUCUACCUGAGGCAGAAAAGUCCCUUCGACAGGGAAUUGCUUGUCUUCACCUUCCGCCGAUUAAAGGCGUCGUCCAUGCCGCCGGAGUUGCCCAAUAUAACACGUUGGACCGAUGCGAACCUUCCGACCUCGAUUACACCAUGGCGCCCAAAGCGCGUGGUGCUCUGGCCUUGGACGCUCUCUUCUCACCAGGGGAUCUGGACUUUUUCCUGCUGACCUCCUCCGUAGGACAACUUGUCGGGUUCCCAGGUCAGCUUACAUACGCGCCAGCAAAUGCCUUUCUAGACGGAUUCGCAGUCUACCGACGGCAGCAGGGAGAUGCCUGUACCUCCAUCCAAUGGACCUCCUGGCGCGGAGUGGGACUGGUGGCGCAGAACAAAUCGACGACGCGAAUGAUUGAUCGCGGCAUGCAAGCCCGAGGUAUUGAGUACAUGGACCCAGAUGAGGCACUUGCUACAUUAGACCGGGUAGCUCAGCUCGCGACCGAUCACGUCGCCGUGGUCCGUGCUGUGACACUUGAAGCAGACGAGCCAGUGCGACAUCCCAUACUCCAAGACAUCACACCUCGCAAACCUGUGCGGCAAGCCCAGUGGGACUAUCCAGCCCACGCGGUGGCAGUCGUUGGACUGGCAUGCCGCACGGCUGCAGGCGAUACGGCAGAUGACUUAUGGGAUGUGAUUCGGACUGGACAGAUGACAGUGCGGGAGAUUGAUGCAAGACGCUUCCCUGAAGCCGCCGCAAGGAAAGACCCCAAAUUGUGGGGAAACUUCCUCCCUGACCCCGAAUCCUUUGAUCAUGGCUUUUUUGGCAAGUCCAAACGCGAAUCAGCCGCACUUGACCCUCACCAGCGGCUUCUACUUGAGACGACUUAUCAUGCUUUAGAGUCGGCUGGAUGGCUGGCACAGGAACAAAUACCCGAAAAACAUAAUGAACCGGGUUUCGGAAAUACUACAGGCUGCUUUAUUGGUAUGAAUGCCCCAGAUUACCCUCUGAAUCUAGGAAGUCACCCCCCCAGCCCCUAUACAGGAGUUGGGAUGAUGCGAUCCUUUGUCGCGGGUCGCUUGAGUCAUCACUUCGGGUGGACUGGUCCUUCCCAUGUCAUUGAUACAGCCUGUUCUUCAGCCAUGGUGGCCAUCCACCAGGCCUGUCGUGCUCUUCAAGCAGGGGACUGUACCAGGGCAGUGGCGGGGGGUGUCAAUUUGAUCACCAAUUCGGUCUUUUUUGACGCAUUGCGGAGCGGAGGCUUUCUCAGCGAGACCGGUGCGUGUAAAACCUUUGACGCUCGGGCAGAUGGGUACUGCCGAGGUGAGGCCGUUGGGGUCCUGGUCCUUAAGCCUCUAUCCCAGGCACUGCAGGAUGGAGACGAGAUUCGGGGAAUUCUUCUAGGGACAGGAGAGAAUCAGAAUAUCAACAACACCAGCAUUACCAAUCCAGUAUUGGACAGUCAGAAAGCACUCUAUCGUAAAAUUUUGGCCCAAGGGGGCAUCUCAUCCCGCCAAGUAUCCUACGUCGAAGCCCAUGGCACAGGGACGCGCGCCGGUGAUCCCAUUGAAGUUGAAGGAAUCAGGCAGGUGCUAGGGGGGCCUAAUAGAGACUCUCUAUUACAUAUCGGUGGAAUAAAAGCUAACAUUGGACACUCAGAGGGUGCCUCAGGGGUAAUCUCUCUGAUUAAAGUGUUGCUGAUGAUGAAGCAUCGCCAGAUUCCACCACAGGCGAACUUUGAGCGACUCAACCCAAACAUUACUGCCCUUGAGCCGGAUUGUAUGGCCAUUCCUACAUCUAUCCUUGGGUGGCACAGCUCUAUUGGCCCCCUAGUGGCUCUGGUAAAUAGCUACGGUGCGUCUGGGAGCAAUGCCGCGGCCCUGGUGGCCUCGCCUCCGCCGCCAGAACAACUUGCACAGUCUUUGCCUCCCUUAACGCAACCUAACUUUCGUCCGGAGCUGGGCGCUCAUCUCGGUUUCGCACUCGGCAGCAAGCAGAAUCGGCAGCUUGGCCAGGCUUUCGUCACUACUGUCACAUCUGUGGAGGAACUGGACUCCCGGCUGUCCAGUCCUGACAGAUACACCGUGGAGCGCGAAACCUCACGCCAGCCCAUUGUUCUUCUUUUCAGUGGACAGAAUGGCAGUACCGUUCCUGCUGCUCAGCCACUCUAUGACACGUCAAUAAUAUUCAGGGACUUUCUACACCGCUGUGAUGAAGUGGUACAGUCCCUGCACGGCCCUAAUUUGUUUCCAUCUAUACUAGGCGGCAUCGACGGAAGCACCGACAUUGUUCUCCGCCAUACUGCCAUGUUUGCCAUUCAAUACUCAUCUGGUAUGACAUGGCUCGAAUGUGGGCUGAAGCCAGAUGCAGUUUGUGGGCAUUCAUUCGGGGAAUGGGCUGCGAUGACUGUCUCGGGUGCAAUGACGCUCGAGGCAGGAUUAAAGCUCGUUAUUGGUAUCCAAGCUGCGCUAGCACUAAAUGAAAAGGCAGGACGCGCAUCCAUCAUCAAGAAACAUUGGGGUCCUGAUCCCGGAGCGAUGAUUGCCAUCGAGACGGAUCUUGUGGGGACACAGACAACAGCCAGCCAACACCUAGAGCCUUUCCGUCGUAAACAUUCAGAUUUUACCUUCGAUAUUGCCUGCUACAAUGGUCCCAAUAACUACGUUGUGGCUGGGCGGACGUCGGCCAUGGAGGCCUUGGAGAAUGACUUGACUCAGGAGAAGCGUCGCGGCGUCAAGCUCAGAUUCAAGAUGUUGCGUGGCAUGCAUGCCUAUCAUUCCGUUAUGGCAGACUCGAUCAUCGAUGAAUGUGCCAGACUGUCAGAUACAAUACCAUUUCAGACACCAGCCCUUCCCUUUGAAACAUGCCACAAGGAUCCGUGGACAGGCCCAGGGACAAAUUUCAUUGCUCGCAAUACUCGGGGACCAGUAUUCUUUGCCGAAGCAAUUUACCGCAUUGUCAGCCGACUAGAAGGGGGUCCAUGUAUCUUCCUCGAAGCUGGCAUUGGGGGCCCCGUCGUUUCUAUGGCCCGGAACGCGCUUUCGUCUUCCCUUACUUCCUCGAAGCAUCAAUCGCCGCAUACAUUCGUACCAAUCGAUGGAAAAGACCCACAUGCUCAGCAGCACUCUGGGACAUGUCCUCACUGCGGGAAGGAAACGGACGAAUAUCCUUACAUCACACUGGAGGGGUCGCCGCCCGGUUCGAACGAUGAAAUAAUCUUCCGUAUUGAUCCACGCAGCCCCCGGUAUCAGAAGCUGGUGAAGGGCCAUGUUGUUGUCGGAUCUCCUAUCAGUCCCGCCGCUAUGUAUUUGGAGUUGGUAACUCAUGCUGUAGUCCAAGUCGAGUGGAACGGGCACGCAGCGCCGCUCGCCAACCAGACUGGUGAUGUUUGGGUCCAGGACUUAAAGAUAAUGGCGCCGCUGGGCCUGGAUCCGCAGGGUCCUGUCUUGUUGACGUUGAAUAAGAAGAAAAACGGAUAUUUCAAGUUCCAGCUCUCCUCCACCAAAAAUUUUGGCAAGACAAAUUUACCGUCAAAGUCGAUAUACCAUGCAACCGGCAUUGUAUCCCUACAGGCGCAGAAUAUAGGCGUGCCGUCACGGUUCUCGGGCGCGUGGGCCCGUCUGACACGUCUUCUCGAAGAAGAACCGGAGAUGGACGAGUUGCGUGGUCCCAUGGUAUAUAAGGUCUUUUCCAGAAUGGUGAAAUACUCCGCUAUAUACCGAGGCCUACGAUUGAUUGUGGGCAAGGGCGAAGAAGCAGCCGGGGUUAUUUCUAUGCCUCCCACAAGCCUGGAGCAGGCUAAUGAGCGAGAACGAUCUUUUAACAACAGUAUUGCUGACCCACUGAUUCUGGAUAACUUCAUGCAGGUUCCCGGAGCCUUUGUGCACUCUCUGCGUGUUGCAGACACUCCAGAUGAUGAAGACAGUGACAUGUCAUUUAUCUGCACGGGAAUGGGAUCAGUUGGUCCUUUGACAAAGCUGCCGUGCAGCGAGUCCUACAGGGUGUAUGCGAAGAUCUUGCGAGAGGAUCAGAAAGAGACCAGGCUAGAUCUCCUUGCCUUCGAUGCCGAUAGCGCUACGAUGGUUUGGACCGCGCAGGGCCUCAGGUUCUCGAGGGUUCCCCGCCCUUCGCUGGCUAAGGCAUUGGCAGCCUCAAUGCCAUCGGUGCACGAUUCCAGGGAGGAGCUGCAGAGAAAGCCUGCGGCUGAGAAGAUGACCUCCGAACCUACGGACAAGAAUUCCCCUCCUCUUCCGCCAACUAUACCUCAAGUCCGUAGUUUUAUUUUGGAUGGGAUCCAAACAGUCCUCAGUAUGUGUCUAGAUGUACCCUGUCAGGAUGUGAGCAGACCUGCCACGCUGAGAGCGCUAGGAACCGACUCACUUGUUAGCGCGGAAAUUUUGUCCAGUAUCCGGGACCUAUUUGACAUUGACAUAUCUGCAAACGAGUUCACAUCGCUGAAUACAGUCGGAGAUCUCUGCGAUCUUGUCAGAACGCGGCUGGGGCGCGCUGAUCCUGAUGAUCACGAUGUCGCCAUGCAGACAUCCGACCCAAGGCGGGAGACUACCCCUGAGGUCAAUAAUGAGUGGCAAGAAGCGGUCUUUGCAAUUCUUAGUCAUUCCCUGGAGGUUCCUGUAUCCGAAAUUAGACGGGACUCAAUUCUUGAGGACCUUGGCGUCGAUUCACUCAUCACCCCUGAAAUUAUUAACAACAUCAAGGAAUCCUUGAAUGUUGAGCUCUCUUCAACCGAGUUCUCGGGGUUGGUAGAUGUGGAUUCCCUGUUGGAUCUGCUCGCGGAUGCUUUAGGGCUGGAGGAUGCCAAGCCGACCCCAACCACAGGUUCAUCAGGCAUCUCGGAUGCAUUGGCUCCAUCGGACCCAGUUAUGCCAACCGUCUUUCAGGAGAUCCGCCGCAAUUAUGACGACCGUGCUAAAGCCUUCCAGUUGUCAGGCUACUGGGAGAAUGUGUAUCCUGUGCAGUUGCAAGUCGUGUCUGCAUUUAUCUUGGAAGCGUUCAAGAACUUGGGGUGUCCAAUCCGCGAGCUCCAGCCCGGGGAGACGUUGCCACUUCUGCAAGGAAUACUACCCAAGUAUCAUCGUCUCGUCCGCCGACUGCAUGACAUUCUUGUGGAAGCCAGCAUCAUCAGGAAUAAACCGGAAGCCGACCACGAAGUCUUCAUCUGCGGACCCGCAUCCCCUCCAGUCAAGCCUGCAGCCCAGCUGAGCCAGGAGUUAAUGGAGGAAUUUCCUGUCUUUGCAUCCACCCACGGGCUACCUGAUCUUCUCGGACCGCACCUCGCCGAGUACCUCAUCGGCCACGCCGAUCCAGUGCCUCUUCUCUUUGGCAGUGAGCGUGGGCGACACUUGCUCGAAGAAUUUCACGCCAAUGCACCCGAUAUUCGCGCCGCCACUCAGGUCCUCUGUGACUUUGUCUCGGCUGCCAUCAGUGCUCAUGCGGAAGCUGCAAACAACGCAGAGCCAUUCCACAUUCUCGAAGUUGGCGCUGGCACGGGAGGCACAACCAAACAUCUCAUUCCGCUCCUCCGGGCCACUGGCAUUCCCUUUACCUACACCUUUACCGAUCUCUCUGUGUCUCUUCUCGCGCGCGCAAAACGGACAAAUUUUGCUGGCGUCGCUUGCAUGGAAUUCCGCCAAUUUGAUCUCGAGGCAGUCCCGGAGCCAGAGCUCCACGGGCACUACCACCUGCUCAUCUCCGCUAACUGCGUUCAUGCAACCCGAGACCUCCGCCAAAGCCUGCAGCAUAUACGCCGGGUCCUGCGUCCAGAUGAUGGAUGCGUAGCGUUGCUCGAACUGACAGAGAAAUUGCCGUGGUACGACCUGGUCUGGGGGCUCCUGGAUGGGUGGUGGCUUUUCGACGACGGCCGGGACUACCCACUGCAGAGUCCACAUGCCUGGGAGCGUGUGAUGCAUGAAGCCGGCUUUCCGCACGUUGACUGGUCCCAAAGCGUCAGCCAAGAAAAGCGCGGUGUACAGGUGGUGUGCGGCUUCACUACUCCUGCUUCCCCAAAGCCAUGGCAGGAACUGCAGCAAAACCUCAAAGCGCCCUCAACUCUAUUGCAUCGGGGGUCUGUCGCUAUGACUGGGCAGCGCAAUCUAUUCCUAAUGCCCGACGGCUUCGGAUCGGGGGCCGUUUUUACGGCGCUAGCACCGUACUUGGCGCGCGUACCGGAUACUUCGGCCUACGCACUUAGUAGCCCAUUCCUGUCAUUGGUGGCGACGAAUCGCGUUAAUAUCGAUCAGCUACCCUCCAUUGAGGUGUUGUCAAGUAUUUAUAUGGAAGAGAUCAAAAAGCGACAGCCGACGGGACCGUAUCUCAUUGGGGGUUACUCGCUGGGCGGGGUGGUGGCAUUCGAGGCAGCGCGCCAACUGGUGGAAGCGGGUGAAAUCGUGGAGCGGCUGAUGUUGAUCGACUCGGCGAGCCCAAGCAAGGUGCACUCAUUCCCUGAUGAACUAGUGCAGUUCCUGGAUACGAUUGACGCGACCAAUAACCACAAUAAUAGUGCCCAGGGAACCGUGGGCAGCAGCGCCCACUUCACUUUAUCUCGGGAACAGCUGCGGCAAUACCGUGUGCGUCCGCUGCGGGGGUUGCAAGAGGGUAUCAUCCGAGACGUGGUUCUCUUUUCAGCGCGCGAGGGGGUCGACAAGCAAGAGACCGUGCCUCGACCGAAGGUGGAAAGCGACGAACAGAGCGCCGUGGAAUGGUUUUUGGAUGAUCGGGUCGACGACGGGGCACUGGGGUGGGAGGAUUUACUGGAUAAUGUGCGAGUGAUCCGCGUUGAGGGGAAUCACUUUUCAUUAAUGGAUGCGUCGAAUGUGAGCUCAUGGGGUCCGAAAUUGGCAGAUGUUCUGGUCGGUUAG